This is a messenger RNA of Brachypodium distachyon (stiff brome), 1689 nucleotides long. RefSeq lists its product as uncharacterized. The record is from RefSeq and is a predicted model, not a curated record. NCBI's taxonomy places the organism in Eukaryota, Viridiplantae, Streptophyta, Magnoliopsida, Poales, Poaceae. The transcript has a single exon. The coding region runs from base 1 to 1689 and encodes 562 amino acids.
AUGCCAGCGCCCAGGCCGGCCAAGGCGCGCACGGAGAACAACUCCCCGACCUUCUCCUCCUCGGGCGACCCCUGCCUCGACUUCUUCUUCCACGUCGUCCCGGACACCCCGGCGUCCUCGGUCACCUCGCUCCUCGCCGACGCAUGGGCCGCCGAGCCGCUCACCGCGCUCCGCCUCGCCUGCAACCUCCGCGGCGUGCGCGGCACCGGCAAGGCCGACCGCGACGGGUUCUACGCCGCCGCGCUCUGGAUGCAGGACACCCACCCCGCCACGCUCGCCCUCAACGCCCGCGCCAUCGCCGACAUCGGCUGCCUCAAGGACUUCCCCGAGAUCCUCCACCGCAUCGUCAACGGCGACGGCCGUUUCCCGCGCUUCAGCGCCAGCCGCCCGCGCCGGGCCAUCUCGCGCGAGGAGGCCCUGGAGCUCAAGCGGCUCCGCAGGGAGGCGGCCGCCAGGGCCGUCGAGCGGCACGCCCGUGACCAAAGGUACCGCUUCCUCCACGACCGCACAGCCGACCUGUUUGCCGAAAUGCUCGCCGAGGGCAUGGAGAAGCUCGCGGCCGGCAGGCUCGCGGAGCUCUCGCUCGCCGCGAAAUGGUGCCCGUCGCUCAACAGCCAGUACGACUGCUCCACGCUGCUCUGCGAGGCCAUAUCCCGCCGCCUCUUCCCCGAAGGGUCCGUGCCGCAGCUCUUCGCCUCCGGGUCCGACGAAGACGUCCCGGGCGCGUCUUACUACGCCUACCGCGCGCAUCUGCGGAAGACGGUGCUCGUGCCGCUCCGCCGCGCGCUCCAACUGCCGGAGAUCUUCGUGGCGGCGCGCGCGUGGGGGGAAGUUGUGUACCCUCGGGUGGCCUCCGUGGCCAUGAGGAACUACAGGGACCUCUUCUUCGAGCACGACGGCGAGCGGUUCGGCCUCUACCUCGACAGCGUCAGGGCCCGCAAGGCCAAGAUCGCGGCCGGCGCGCUGCUCCCGCACCAGAUCAUCGCGUCCGUCGCCUACCCCUACGGCAGCCGCGACAACGAGGUCGCCGAGCUGCAGUGGUGGCGCACGGUGGACGACCUGCUGGCGCUCGGCAGCCUCAGCAACUGCCUCGCCGUCUGCGACGUGUCGGGGAGCAUGAGCGGGCUCCCCAUGAACGUCUGCGUCGCGCUCGGCCUCCUCCUCUCCGAGCUCUGCGACGAGCCGUGGCGCCACUGUGUGAUCACCUUCAGCCAGCGGCCGCAGCUGCACCAUGUCCGGGGCGAGAACCUCUGGGAGAAGACGCGGUCCAUCAGCCGCAUGCAGUGGGACAUGAACACGGACUUCCAGGCGGUGUUCGACCAGCUCCUCCGCGUGGCGGUCGCCGGGAACCUGCCCGCGGAGCGGAUGGUGAGGAAGGUGUUCGUGUUCAGCGACAUGAAGUUCGACCAGGCGUCGUCGAGGCCGUGGGAGACGGACUACGAGGCCAUCACCAGGAAGUUCGCCGAGGCAGGGUACGGCGACGCCGUGCCGCAGGUGGUGUUCUGGAACCUGCGGGACUCGAGGUCCGUGCCGGUCUUGGCGGAGCAGAAAGGGGUGGCGCUCGUCAGCGGCUUCUCCAAGAACAUGCUCAAGGUGUUCCUCGACGGCGGCGACGCCAUGUCGCCGAGGGCCGUCAUGGAGAAGGCCAUCGCCGGGCCGGAGUACCAGAAGCUCGUCGUGUUCGAUUGA